Molecule: messenger RNA, 2720 nt
Organism: Fragaria vesca subsp. vesca
Lineage: Eukaryota; Viridiplantae; Streptophyta; Magnoliopsida; Rosales; Rosaceae
Product: receptor like protein kinase S.2-like
Exons: 1
Coding region: 8-2539 (843 amino acids)
Biological process (GO): protein phosphorylation
Cellular component (GO): plasma membrane
Molecular function (GO): protein kinase activity; ATP binding
Source: RefSeq, a predicted model, not a curated record
CAGUUUCAUGUCCACCACCACCAUGCAGCUGAAGCUGAACCACCUCUGCUUCGUUUUGCCACCAGAGGACUUCGACGAUAUCGAGCCACCGGACCAAGAAAACCACCACAAUCCCACCACGGAGGUGUUGGAGAUCAGAAAGAAUCAUACCCGUCAUGAAUGCAUGAGUCAUUUUCGUGCUUUUGUCAAAGACUCUCUCUGCAGGCUCUACGACCUGAAAUGGAUCAAUCUGUGUCACCAUGACACGAGAAAGAGUCGACACCGAAACCAUUCUGGGGUGUUUCAGGACAUGGAUGGGAUAGAGCUCAAGGACAAGGUCGGAGGAGACAACCCGAGGAUCUUCAGCUUCUCGGAGCUUUAUAUUGGUUCCAAUGGUUUCAGUGAGGAACAAGUUUUGGGGAGUGGAGGGUUUGGGAAAGUUUACAGAGCUGUUCUGCCUAGUGAUGGAACUCUUGUUGCUGUGAAGUGCUUGGUGGAGAGAGGAGAGCGGUUCGAGAAGACCUUUGUGGCGGAGUUGCUGGCUGUGGCUCAUCUACGUCACCGGAAUCUUGUCCGGCUAAGAGGGUGGUGUGUUCAUGAGAAACAGCUCUUUUUGGUUUAUGACUACAUGCCAAACCUUAGCCUUGACCGUAUACUUUUCAGGAGACCUGAAAAUAUGGGGUCUCCAGCAGCAGUGCCUCUCAAUUGGGAGCGUAGAAGGAACAUAAUCGGUGGCUUGGCAGCAGCGCUUUACUAUCUCCACGAACAGUUGGAAACUCAGAUCAUUCACCGGGAUGUCAAAACGAGUAAUGUGAUGCUUGAUUCACAUUUCAAUGCUCGGCUAGGCGACUUUGGCUUGGCAAGGUGGCUGGAACAUGAGAUUGAGUACGAGAUAAAGACACCAUCUACGCAAAACCACCAGUUUCGGCUAGCAGAAACGACUAAAAUUGGUGGAACAAUCGGGUAUCUGCCACCGGAAAGCUUCCAGAAACGAAGCGUGGCUACUGCGAAGUCUGAUGUUUUCAGCUUUGGGAUUGUUGUUAUGGAGGUUGUGUCAGGUAGAAGGGCAGUGGAUCUCGCUUGUCCAGAUGAUCAGAUCAUAUUGCUAGACUGGAUCCGGAAGCUGUCUGAUGAAGGGAAGCUUUUACAAGCAGGGGACAGUAGGAUUCCAGACGGGUCUUAUCAGCUUGUUGACAUGGAGUAUCAGUUGCAUCUUGCACUUCUAUGCACACUUCAAAAUCCGCAGCUGCGACCAAACAUGAAAUGGGUUGUGGAAGCACAUUCUGGCAACAUUUAUGGCAAACUGCCGGGCCUCCCAUCGUUUCAGUGCCAGCCUCUCUACAUCUCUCUGUCCUCUGCCAGUAAUUAUAGCACCAGGUACACAAUAGCCUCCACAACAGCAACUUUUGCAUCAUCUAUUCUAUCGAACUAUGUGACAGCCACCGGAGAAACAAUAUAUGCAACUGCUGAAAAUGGAAGCAGUCGAAGCAGUGAGGUCAGCUCGACUGAAAGCUUCCCACAGAAGAAAGCAACAUUUCCUCUUGUUGAAACUCCAAGAGAAAUAUCCUACAUGGAGAUCAUAUCUGCGACAAAUAAUUUCGCAGAUUCUCAGAGGGUAGCAGAGCUGGACUUUGGGACAGCCUACCAGGGUUUUCUCAAUAACGGCCAUCAUGUCCUGGUAAAGCGGCUUGGCAUGAAGACUUGCCCUGCAUUGCGGGCACGAUUCUCAAAUGAACUUCAAAACUUGGGAAGGCUCCGUCACAGGAACUUGGUUCAGCUCCGUGGUUGGUGCACUGAGCAAGGAGAAAUGCUAGUUGUCUAUGAUUAUUUAGCUGAUCGCCUUCUAAGCCACCUACUGUUUAGUAAAGAUUACAGAUUUGGCAAUUCAAUCCUGCAAUGGCGUCACAGAUGCAACAUUAUCAAAUCGCUUGCUUCUGCGAUUCUCUAUCUCCACGAGGAAUGGGACGAACAAGUUAUUCACAGAAACAUUACCUCUUCUGCUGUUAUUCUUGAUCCAGACAUGAAUCCAAGGCUCAGUUCUUUUGCCCUUGCUGAAUUCUUGACACGGAACGACCAUGGGCAUCAUGCAGUUACUGACACAAGCAAAUCAGCUCGAGGGAUUUUCGGUUACAUGUCACCUGAAUGCAUGGAAUCUGGAGAAGUGAAUACAAUGACUGACAUAUACAGCUUUGGUGUAGUAAUGCUUGAGGUCAUCACCGGACAGAUGGCAGUUGAUUUUAGGCGGCCUGAGGUGCUACUGGUCAGGAGGGUUCAUGAAUUUGAGGCACGCACAAAGACUUAUAAGGAAAUGGCGGAUAUUAGGUUGAAUGGAGUUUACAAUCAGAAGGAACUGAUGAGACUGUUCAAACUAGGACUUGCUUGUACACGCUCUAAUCCUCAAUCAAGACCGAGCAUGAGGCAGGUUGUUCGAAUACUUGAUGGGAAUGACAACUGCUUGGCAGAACUACGCAGAAAAGAGGAAAGUAGGGAAGAAUGGAGACGAGUGAAUGAUUCUGCUCUGUCACUAAUUAAGAGGAUCCAAGCUCUAGGAAUACAAUGAUUCUCACCCGAGCAGCAGCAUAAGAGUGAGCACAUAUAAAAUUUACAGUAUGUUCUGUAAUGGAAAAUAAUUAUUUUCUCUUUUAACCUUUUAGCUUUAGAAACUUAGAUAUUGUGUGAGUGUAAAGACGUUAAUGACUUCCAUAUGUAUAUUUCUGAGGAAGUAGUGGAUCUCUAAAUAG